UCGGACACCAGGGCAAGAGACGCUCCCUCCCCCGGAACUGUGCAGCCGCAGCGGCUCCUCUCUACAUCUCAUCGGCGGGGCUCGGUCCAGCAUGGCGGCUUGCGGAUGGAAAUACUGAUGACAGUCCGAAAGAUCGCCUCGAUUUGUACGAUGGGCGCCAAUGCCUCAGCCUUGGAAAAGGAGAUCGGACCGGAACAGUUUCCCGUUAAUGAACACUACUUCGGAUUGGUCAACUUUGGCAACACGUGCUACUGUAACUCGGUGCUGCAGGCGCUGUACUUCUGUCGGCCGUUCAGGGAGAAGGUGUUGGCGUACAAGGUGCAGCCGCGUCGUAAGGAGUCGCUCCUCACCUGUCUGUCCGACCUCUUCAACAGCAUCGCCACGCAGAAGAAGAAGGUCGGAGUCAUCCCGCCCAAGAAAUUCAUCUCGCGGCUGAGAAAAGAGAACGAGCUGUUUGACAACUACAUGCAGCAGGACGCCCACGAGUUCCUCAACUACCUCCUCAACACCAUCGCAGACCUGCUCCAGGAGGAGAAGAGCCAGGAGCGACAGCAGAAUGGGAAGCUGGUGCAGAACGGAGGGGCAGGGGGAGGAGGAGGAGGAGGAAGUACAGGGGGAGGAAGUGAGGGAGGAGGUGAAGGUGAAGGAGCAAAGGAGACGCAGCAGACGUGGGUCCACGAGAUCUUCCAGGGAACACUGACCAACGAGACGCGAUGUCUCAACUGUGAAGCUGUCAGCAGUAAAGACGAGGACUUCCUGGACCUGUCGGUGGACGUGGAGCAGAACACGUCCAUCACGCACUGUCUGAGGGGCUUCAGCAACACGGAGACACUAUGCAGUGAAUACAAGUACUACUGUGAGCAGUGUCGCAGCAAACAGGAAGCACAGAAGAGGAUGCGGGUGAAGAAGCUCCCGAUGAUCCUCGCCCUCCACCUGAAGCGCUUUAAAUACAUGGACCAGCUGCACCGCUACACCAAACUGUCCUAUCGCGUCGUCUUCCCGCUGGAGCUCCGCCUCUUCAACACGUCCGGGGACGCCACCAACCCCGACCGCAUGUACGACCUGGUGGCGGUGGUGGUGCACUGCGGCAGCGGUCCCAACCGAGGACACUACAUCACCAUCGUCAAGAGCCACGGCUUCUGGCUGCUGUUCGAUGACGACAUCGUGGAGACCACGGAGUCCUUCCUCGGCUCCUCUCACUCUCAUUCGGAGGUUUCCUGUCUCAUCUCAACCAGACAGGAAUCUCAAACAGCCUCACGCUGCAGAUCCUGGCGCUCCCGGUGUUGUGUUUGGAUUUCCUACCACGGCUCCACUUACAUACUUCAAACCUCAGCUGAGGAGCGAGGAGCUGAAAACGUGUUUUAGUGAUCGGGGGAAAGUGAAGACCUGCUUUGGAUUAGAGAGAUUGAAAUACCUGAGGACAAGACCUAGAAUGGGAAUAACUCAUUUGCUCUUUAUCCCUCGCUUCUCUUUAUACUUUCCUUUUUAACUGAGAAUUUAUCAAAUUAUCAAUGAUGAGGCCCUUUAAUCUGAUCCAGGACCUGAACAUGCAACAGUUUAAAUGAAUCCAGACUGCACUGGUUACACUGGUUUUCUAAAGCUUUCCACACUGGUCCAGCUUGUACAUUCUUCAUAUUAAGCGACAGAAUGUUUUUCAUCGCUUCUCAUCCAGUUCCACUUCAUCCACGAUUCCACUUUGCCUUAAAUAGACUUGAAACCUGCAGUGGAGUCGAGUCUUUGGGAACUUUUACCCAAUUAGAGGAGUUUAUUUUACUUUAGAUCUCGAGGUUCCCCCUGCGGCUCAGGCACAGUCUUCAGGGACGGAUGUUUGGAGCUGAUGGCAGCCGUGUGUUUUUCCACUUGGAUGGUAAAGAAUCCUCCUGGAACAUCUGGUCCAGUGGACUCAAACUGGCUGAGUCUGCAAAGCUGAAACUCAAACUUUCUUCUUCUUUUUAAUGGAUUGUUUUUUAGCUUCCACCCUCUCUCCUCAGUUUGAUCUGUCUUAUCUUUCCUUGUUAAGCUCCGUGGCUCUUUCUGAACUCCUUUCACCUCCGAUCAACAAAUAUGUUUUAUAAAAGUUAGUUUUCAGCCUCAUCCUCUCCUGGACCGAGAGCCGCGGCACCAAAUGAGAAACAGGCGUCAACCUGCUCACGUUUAAAUGGAGAUUUGUGAGCAAAUGAAAAGUAAAGCUGGUGAAACAGUUACACAACCGAGUUGAACACAACACAGAAAUGAAACAGAGAUCAAAGACCCGUCGUCCGUGUCUGGAGAAUAAGUGGAAACUAAUGUUCAAAACGGUUUGCGGUGGGGGGGGGAGCAAAGUGAAGAGCAGCUGGUCACAGAUCAAUUCUCCCUCUUUCAGUUCUAAUAAAAACAAAUCAUCCUGAUCUCUGCAGUAACAGCUCGGGUUUGUCUCUCAGACUCAAAGAAGAUAAAACUUCUGUGUUGUGUUCGUAGGAAACUGUGAAUAACAUCUUUUCUUUUUCUACUAACUUUGAUUCUGAGACAGAAACAGGUCACAUGUUCACAUAAAACACA
Molecule: messenger RNA, 2538 nt
Organism: Pleuronectes platessa (European plaice)
Lineage: Eukaryota; Metazoa; Chordata; Actinopteri; Pleuronectiformes; Pleuronectidae
Gene: usp12b
Product: ubiquitin specific peptidase 12b
Exons: 10
Coding region: 106-1365 (419 amino acids)
Biological process (GO): protein deubiquitination
Cellular component (GO): nucleus; cytosol
Molecular function (GO): cysteine-type endopeptidase activity; cysteine-type deubiquitinase activity
Source: RefSeq, a predicted model, not a curated record